AUGGCACCUCUUUAUCAAGAUUUGCAAAUGAGGCAGAAGGCUCCCCAUGGGAUCCUAAAGCUUGUUUUCAAGGGACAGAAUCCUCACUUUCCCACGGAAGCCUGGGGUGACUUACUGGUUCAUUUGAACUGUUUACUGUUUAUUCGUCAAAUAGCAAAAGACUCCAGGGCAAAUGCUUGUGAGAAUAAGUGUAGAAAUAACAAGAAUCAUAUUCUGGCAGCAACAAAAGUUAUUAUAAAGAAGAACAGAGUGAAAAACAAGAAUAAAGAUGACUGCAAGCAAGGGUCUCACCUGCCAGUGAUUUGUACAAAAGAUGGUCUUGACUUACAACGAUGUGAAAUUGAUAUGAUUCAGCAAAAGUGUGCUUAG
Castor canadensis (American beaver) is the source of this 369-nucleotide messenger RNA. The record is from RefSeq and is a predicted model, not a curated record. Lineage: Eukaryota; Metazoa; Chordata; Mammalia; Rodentia; Castoridae.